Messenger RNA from Helianthus annuus (common sunflower), 2660 nucleotides. Its product is annotated as EIN3-binding F-box protein 2. The record is from RefSeq and is a predicted model, not a curated record. Gene Ontology annotation, cellular component: SCF ubiquitin ligase complex. Gene Ontology annotation, molecular function: protein binding. Gene Ontology annotation, biological process: SCF-dependent proteasomal ubiquitin-dependent protein catabolic process. Bases 224 to 2083 code for a protein of 619 amino acids. The transcript is spliced from 2 exons. NCBI's taxonomy places the organism in Eukaryota, Viridiplantae, Streptophyta, Magnoliopsida, Asterales, Asteraceae.
ACAAGAAAAUCACAUUGCAUUCAAACAAAAACUUAUCAUUCUCUAAACCCCAUUUCUUUUCUCUCCUUUUUUGCCCUGCUACUUGGUUGUAGAGGGUUUUUAUACGAAUGCAAACAAAUCUUGAACACAAUUUGGUGAAAAAGCUCUGUUUUUUGAUUGUUUUUGUGUGUUUUUUGGUUAAAGAUCUUGUCUUUUUGGUGGGUUCUUGCUGGAAGUUACAAAGAUGCCUGCUUUGGUUAAUUACAGAGGUGAUGAUGAAUUGCAUACAGGUGGAUCACUAUGCUCAAAAGAUUCGGCCCGAUUACUAUCAGUUUACGGUCCACCUUGCAAACGUCAAAGAAUCAGCGAUUCAUACAUUCUUUUCUUCGAACAAGAAAAGAAGCCAUCUAUCGAAAUCCUCCCAGACGAAAUCCUCUACGAAAUCUUCAGACGUUUGCCAAACGGUCAAGCCCGAAGCGCAUCGGCUUGUGUAUCGAACCGGUGGCUCACGGUUCUAAGCAACGUUAGAGCAUCCGAAAUGGUUCAUGGAUCGUCUGAUGAUGUUGACAUGGUUCAGGAAAACGAUGGGUUUCUUACGAGAUGUUUGGAUGGAAAGAAAGCAACGGAUUGCAGACUGCAAUCCGUUGCUGUUGGUACAUCGGCCCGUGGUGGUUUGGGUAAGCUUUCGGUUAGGGGCAGCAAUAAAGUUACUAAAUUAGGGUUCACAGCGAUUGCCCGUGGCUGCCCGUCGUUGAAGGUUCUAUCGUUAUGGAAUGUUCCGUCUAUUGGGGAUGAAUCGUUAAUCGAGAUUUCGAAAGAAUGUCAUUCGUUGGAAAAAGUUGAUAUUUCGCAUUGUCAUUCGAUUUCGAACAAGGGUAUUGCAGCGAUCGCUGAAAGCUGCCCGAAUUUGACCUCGUUAACGAUCGAAUCGUGUAAAAACAUUGGAAACGAGAGUCUUCAAGCUGUUGCCCGACACUGCCCGAAUCUCCAAUCGAUCACGAUCAAAGACUGCCCGAAUGUCGGUGAUCAAGGCGUUGCGACACUCUUGUCGUCGCUUUCUUCGGGUUUAAAGAAAGUGAAGCUCCAAUCGUUAAACAUAACCGACUUUUCGCUUGCGGUGAUCGGGCAUUACGGGAAGUCGAUUACCAAUCUUGUCCUUACGGGUCUUCAAAUCGCUAGUCAGAAAGGGUUUUGGGCGAUGGGUAAUGCGAAAGGUCUUCAAUCGUUGACGUCUUUAACCGUCGUCUCGUGUUACGGGAUCACGGAUCUGAGCCUUGAAGCGAUUGGCAACGGUUGCGGGUUCUUGAAACAAAUGUUGAUUAAAAAAUGUUGCUUUGUAUCCGAUAAAGGAUUGAUUUCGUUCACUGAAGCUGCGAAAUCGUUAGAAUGUUUACAAUUGGAAGAAUGCAAUCGAAUCAGUCAACACGGGAUCUUGGGAGCGUUAAAGUCGAAUUUGAAGUCGUUAACGAUCGUCAAAUGUAUGGGAAUCAAAGAUUUAGCCCACGAAACACCCGAGUUGACUCAAUGCGCAUCUCUUCGAUCUUUGACCGUCAAAGACUGUAUCGGAUUCGGAAACACAAAUUUGGCAAUUUUUGGGACACUAUGCCCACAGCUACAAAACGUCGAAUUAAGCGGGCUAUGCGGGAUAACCGAUUCCGGUUUAUACCCGCUUCUCGAAAACUGCCAAGCUGGACUUGUCAAAGUCAACAUAAGCAAUUGCGUGAACUUGACCGACAAAGUCGUGGUGGAUCUCGCUAAGAUUCACGGCGGAACCCUAAAGGUCUUGAAUCUCGAAGGCGGCAGAAGGAUCACCGACGAAAGUUUGGUGGCGAUUGCGGACAACUGCGUGUUGCUCAACGAUCUUGAUGUUUCAAAGUGUUGCAUAACGGAUAACGGAUUGUCUUGUUUGUCCGAAGGUGUUCAGAUCGACUUACAAAUCCUCUCGGUUUCGGGUUGCUCGAAGGUUACAAACGAGAGUGUACCUUUCUUAAAGAAACUCGGGCAAACGUUAGUCGGGUUAAACAUCCAACAAUGCAAUCUCGUCAGCAGCAGUUCCGUCGAUUCGCUUGUCGAGAGUCUUUGGAGGUGUGAUAUCCUAUAUUAAACCACCUUCCCCCACCCCCCAACCAAGAAUAAAGAUGGAAGUAUCCGUUUCGUGUGUCAGGGUUGAUAGUGGCGAAUCGUUUGCCAGUCAGUCGGUUUUCCAGCCUCAAACGGGCUCAGCCCGUUUGUGAUUGUUGUGGUCUCGUUUUCCCCUAAACGAGACUGUUUCGACUGAGGCAAUGAUAAGUCACACCCUGUCAAGUUGUCUUGUCUUUUUUUGUUUUGGGUCUAGUUUAGUUUAGUGGUUCGAGCCACGGGUUGGGUUGGGUGGGGUCUUUAUCGUUCGAGUCAGUUGUAUGUGGUCCGUAGCGGUUUGAGGGCGAAGGAGGGUGCACCUGGUUUUUGGUCUAUGGUAAGUGGCAACAGAUUUGUUGGUCUGGAGCCAUUUAACAACACUUUGUGGUUGUUUUUUUAUGAACCAUGGUCCAUGUUUUUUAUGGGACUUUAGGGUCCUGUUUUCUCAGGUUGAUCUUCUUGCUACCUCAAAUUGUUACCUAUUUUAGUAUUUAUAAUGAAUUUUUAAUGUAAUAUGUUAUUGUUGUCUUAUUCUUGUUGUGUACAAGUAUUUGAAUCUUAAA